UUUUUUGUAAGGUAGAUAAUCUGAAGGAUUAUGAUAAAAUAACAACAAUGAAGGUUUUCACAGAAGCUCCAACAUGUGUUGAUACUCAGUAUGGGACUGGACGAGUAGGCGACACAUCAAUCGUAAGAUGUAAUCCUGGUCAGGUGGGGAGCAGGACUUUUGUCUGUCAGCAAACAGGGUGGAUGCUUUCGGAGGACACCUGCAUCGUAACAGCAAUCCAAGAAUUGUUCGUUGUUUCAACGAAUUUGAAUAAGGAGGAAGUACCAGACUUUGUGGGGAAUCUAAGUAGCACGGUCACAAAAGAAAGAGACAAAAUAGCAACGUCAUCUGCAACCAUAUCAGCUAUCGUUGACAUCCUAAACAACAUUGCAAGUGUUUCCACUGGUGAUGUCACUGCAACUGUCAUGGAGAAUGUACUUGAAACAGUUGAUGUCAUCAUUGGUAGUGAAUCAAGACAGUCCUGGACAUUUCUGAAUGCAAAUAGAACCAGCAGUGCCAGCUCAGCACUACUGAGUUCAAUGGAGUCCCUGUCUGAUAGGUUGGUAGGGGAGAUUGCCUUCGAGACUCCACGGAUCUUGCUCAACAGAACCAUUACGUUUAACAACUCCUUUACGGCCAAUCUGAACAACAGCAUUUUCAUAAAAGUUCCAAACAUCAACAAUAAUGUCUUUUUCACCACCAUCACCUUCUCCACCCUUGAUAAUGUUAUGCCAGCACGGAACUCCAGCUUUGACGCCAUCCGCUUCAACACCACCAGCAAUUACACUGUCACAGAUAAUGCAAUAAACGCUGCUGUGGUGCUAGUCAAAACAAAGGCAACAGUUAAGAAUGUUAAUCUGAGCUUCAACAAGCUUAACAGUUCCCUGUUACUAAACGCACAGUGUGUCUUCUGGAACUUCACACUCUUUAAUAAUUUGGGAGCUUGGGAUGACGAGGGUUGUACGUUUGUUUCCGAUAUAAACAACAUUGUAACCUGCAGCUGCAACCAUCUCACCUCAUUCUCAAUUCUGAUGGCAACAGACAUCCCUCCAGAACUGAGAGAAGCCUUGGAUAUAAUCACUUAUUUUGGAGUUGGGAUAUCUAUGGCAAGCUUAGUUAUAUGUCUCAUUAUUGAAGGAUACGUGUGGAAAGACGUUACUAGAAAUAGCACUUCCUUCAUGCGCCAUGUUUCCAUCAUUAACACUGCCCUGUCUCUGUUGAUUGCUGACAUCUGUUUCAUCAUCGGGGCUUCUAUUGCCAAGAACCCCCUUGAAAACCCAGGGGGGGACUAUAACGUUCCAGUAGGACCAUGCAGCACAGCAACAUUUUUUAUGCACUUUUUCUACCUUGCUCUGUUUUUUUGGAUGCUUGUGUCAGGCCUUCUGCUCUUUUACCGCACGGUCAUGGUCUUCUCCCACAUGUCCAAGUCAAUCAUGCUGGCCAUCGGCUUCUUAUUAGGCUACGGGUGCCCUCUGAUUAUAGCUGUUAUUACUGUUGCUGUCACAGCACCAGGGAAUGGAUACAUCAGGGCAGACAAUGCUUGCUGGCUCAACUGGAUUCAGACACAUGCCCUGCUGGCCUUAGUGAUACCUGCCUUGACUAUAGUUUUCAUCAACAUUAUAAUCGUGAUCGUGGUAUUAUUCAAAAUGCUGAGAAGAGGUGUAGGAGACGCCACCCAAAGAGAUGAAAAGCAAACGCUGGUGGUCAUUGUCAGGUGUUUAGCCAUUUUGACUCCUUUAUUUGGACUGACCUGGGCUUUGGGAGUGGGAACCAUGAUAUCAUCAACAAAUAAGGGAAUCCACAUUGCUUUUGCAUUCUUCAAUUCACUACAGGGUUUCUUCAUUUUAGUGUUUGGGACACUAUUCGAUUCAAAGAUCCGUUCUAUCCUCUCAAGAAAAGUACCUACACCAAGCACAGGCUCAAAUACAACAAGAAGUACAAGUGGAGGCAUUUCCUCUCUCAGUGGCCUAAACUGGAUAAAUCGACUGCGUGGAAGAAGAUAUAUCUAUCGUGUGUCAGAAGCUGCAAACUCAAGCAGCACUGGUGCAUCGGAGUCAUUUGUCAAUAUCUGAAUUCACGAAUCAAACUGUUCACAUCAAAUUUAUUUAAUUACUGAUUCAAAUAUAUAUAUGA
Sander lucioperca (pikeperch) is the source of this 2112-nucleotide messenger RNA. RefSeq names its product adhesion G-protein coupled receptor F1. The transcript is spliced from 8 exons. The coding region runs from base 48 to 2051 and encodes 667 amino acids. Gene Ontology annotation, cellular component: membrane. The record is from RefSeq and is a predicted model, not a curated record. Gene Ontology annotation, molecular function: G protein-coupled receptor activity. Gene Ontology annotation, biological process: cell surface receptor signaling pathway; G protein-coupled receptor signaling pathway. Lineage: Eukaryota; Metazoa; Chordata; Actinopteri; Perciformes; Percidae.